Mya arenaria is the source of this 3862-nucleotide messenger RNA. RefSeq lists its product as uncharacterized. NCBI's taxonomy places the organism in Eukaryota, Metazoa, Mollusca, Bivalvia, Myida, Myidae. Gene Ontology annotation, biological process: protein deglycosylation. The transcript is spliced from 13 exons. Gene Ontology annotation, molecular function: mannosyl-glycoprotein endo-beta-N-acetylglucosaminidase activity. Gene Ontology annotation, cellular component: cytoplasm. The record is from RefSeq and is a predicted model, not a curated record. Bases 70 to 2739 code for a protein of 889 amino acids.
CGAAAACUGGCGCACUAAUAACCGAUUUGACUAAAUGCGGCUGGUAAAGUGAAAAAAGAGAACAAUCAGAUGGACAGGAGGAAUCCAGUUUGCAAACCUCUGUUUGACCUUGAUGAGGUGUUGUCAUGGCAACCAGCUCAAGAUGAGUUUUGUGUAUCAAGUGUUGCUAGGCGACCAAGAAAGGAGCAAGAUGGGCCCAGAAUGCUUGUCUGUCAUGACAUGAGGGGAGGGUAUCUAGAAGACAGACUAGUACAAGGAUGUGGGAAACAGAACACAUACAGGUUCUUCCACUGGCAGUAUGUGGACACGUUUGUGUACUUCAGCCACUACUUUGUCACCAUCCCUCCCCCGGCAUGGACCAACGCAGGACACAGGAAUGGGGUUAAAGUACUCGGCACAGUUAUAACAGAAUGGGAUGAUGGGAAGGCUCGCUGUAAGAUAUUUCUGGAGACUGAGGAGAGCUACAAGGCAUUUGCUGACCAGCUUGUGAAGAUAGCUAAAUACUAUGGCUUUGAUGGCUGGCUUAUCAACAUUGAGAAUGUCAUUGAGACUGGAGCUGAGGUUGACCGUCUGUGUGAGUUUGUAUGUUACCUGACCACCGAGCAGCACCGAGUAUGUCCAGACUCUCUGGUUAUCUGGUACGACAGUGUGAUCACCACCGGCAAACUGGAAUGGCAAAAUGCCCUCAAUCAGCAUAACAAGCAGUUUUUUGAUGCCUGUGAUGGGAUAUUCCUCAACUACUGCUGGAAGGGAGAGGACCUGGAAGGCUCGAAAUCUUGUGCAGUAGAGUGUGACCGGCCAUACGAUGUGUUUGUUGGGGUGGAUGUGUAUGGGCGUGGAUGUCUCGGGGAUGGGGGAUGGAAUACUAUAGAGGCAGUUGAAGCAGCCCGAAAACAUGACCUGUCUGUGGCUCUGUUUGCAAACAGCUGGGUCUAUGAUAAACUGGGAGCAGAAAACUUCUCAAGCCAUGAAAACAGGUUCUGGGAGCUGCUAUCCCCCUUGUUACGUCCCUGUGUGUUCACCAGUCUACCAAUCGCUACCACGUUCUGCCAGGGAUAUGGCGAGAGGUUCUUUGACAAUGGAAUGCCGGUAGGAAACCCCUGGUGGAACAUAACAGUCCAGGAUCUCCAGCCCUGCUUCUGUCAAACCCACAGUGAUAAUCAGUCUGCAGAAAACCAGUCCAGCACUGGGACACAGUCUAUACUGCCUGGUUCUCAGCCAUUCAUGUCCGGAGCUGGGACACAGUCUGCAAUGCUGGGGACCAAACCAGGCUUACCUGGUGCAGGCAAUGGUGCCCAGCUCAUUGGAAAUCCUAUACCAACGAUAGGGACAGGGAAAUCUUUCUUGGGGGGCAGUCAAGAGUUUUGUGGCAAUGCAUUGCAGCAAAUGGAUGUGUGUACAGAUGACUGUUUUACAGGCGGAUCCUGUCUAAGAUUGACAGCUGAUGUUGUUAACACCAAAUUUGUAGAAUAUAAUUUAUUUGAGACGGCAGUAGAACUGAAGCAGUACACAUCUGUUUAUGUGUCCAUCACAUACAAGAUCCUCCAGGACCCUGAUUGUGACGUCUUUCUCGAACUUCACUUGCGACAUGACGAACAGUCCAUUGUGCUAGUUUUACUUCCGUUCCCCGACGGAGACAAACCAGUGCCUAAGUUUGGGAAGGAUACAGCAUGUAUGUAUGUACAUGCUCUUAAGCAGACAGAUCUCCCGAACCUGUUGUCUGUUUCCUCCCCCACGCAGAAUAACACACGCUGGAAAACUAGAUGGUUCCCUGUGUACAGCCUGUACCUGAAGUUCUGCCAGCUAACCAAGGUCAAGGUCGGGCUCACCACAACAGACCCCCAGCCCAAAAAAUGUAUAGCUCUCUUAGGAGAACUAAAGAUAAUUCCUGUGGACAGUUUACCAGAGAAGUUCCCCCAAGCUGGGUUUGUCUCAGUGAUCCCAGAUUCUAGUCCCGCCCAUCCACUUAUAGAGCCGGGGAAAAAUGACUUCAACAAGUCUGAGGAAGAGUCCGCACCGAAGGAGAUAUCAUGGGGAGAGGAUGCCUAUGGCAAUGUGAUCAAAAUCCCCUUUGAGGAGCUGGACAAUAUGCGGGUCUCGUGUCACACGCUGCGGGAAUUCCGUCCUGGCAUCGGCGGUCAACUAUGCGAGGUGCUGUACCAACUGAUAACCAGUCUAGACUGCUUCACACUGCACUGGGAACCUGAUUUACCCGAAUAUAUCGAUCAUUAUCGUGUCUACCAAAUCAAAAUCGAUUCAGGAGUCGCAAAACUGCUCGGUCACGUUACUGAGCCAUUUUUCAAGGUCACUUGGUUUGAGAUUCCCGAUUAUGAAAAGGACGAGGCAGUUCAUCAUUUCAAGUUUGUGAUACGGCCGGUGUUGAAAUGUGGCAUUGCCGUGCCUCUUGAUUACACUUACUGUAAACUCUUCCACAUUGCAUCUAAGAAGAGCACUGUCACUCUUGUACAAGAUUCCUGUACAGGAAUGUUGGAGCCAGCUAAAGAUCAGCAAAAAGAACUAGAAACUGAUGGACAGAACACUCUAAAACCAGAUGACGAACUUACAAAAGAAAAAGAAAUAAGUGAAAAUAAAGAGUCGCCAAAGAAAAAUCCGAGUGACAGUGAGAAUUGUGACAAAGAAGUUUGUGCAAAGAAAUAUGUGAGAAGUGAUUCUGAAGAGGUCAUACAGCCAAAGGAUAAUAUUACCAGCCUAACUGAAAAACUACAAAUUUCUGACUAAUAGGUUUUAGUUAGGGUGUCAUAGGGUUAGGCUGUUAUUGACUUUAUUUGUUUUACCAUUAUGCCAAAACAUUUGUGAUAGACUGAUAGUGCUGAUAGUGGUUGGCUUUUACAAUAUGUGCUCAUUUAAAAUCUUUAUAUAUCACGUACCGGUACACAUGAACAAUUCAAUCAUUCUACUUGAAAAUCCAUUGACACUUAGUGGUACUUAUACUAUUAAGAGUAUGCUGCUGUAAUCAGUAUAUUCUGUACAUAACCACAAUGUUUUGAUGCUUUAGGUCUGAGAGACCCAUGUCAUUCUUUUUUAUGUCUUUUAUGUGCAAUAAAUGUAUUUAUGACUCACUAACUACUGUUUUGUAGUCUAGGAUGAAUAAUCAGUAAAUAAAAAGCCUGCUCGCUUUAAUUGUGCCUUAAUUUGAAAAUACUUCAGCUGUAUCUUUUUCAAUCAUGUUUUUAUCAAUAUUUCAUAUGGUUCAUAAUUUCUAAGUGAUUGCGCUCAUGUGUCCACCAUUGAGAACUCCAGAUGAGUUCUGAAUUAAUAAUUCUAAUCUUCUGAGUCUUACGAGUGAACAUGACUUUAGGGGAAUAUAUGGCAUCACAGUUAGCAGUGAAGUUCAUGGCGUGUCAUUUGUAGACUGUCAAUGAUACUUUUAAUGUUAUUUCUAGUAUUUUAUGUUAAACAUAUUUGACACAAUGUUAUGACUGACAGAAAUGAAUGGUAAGAACCAGUUUUGAUUGUCGCAGUCCAUUUAAAAGGCAUUUGUUUAGAACAACAGUUGAAAUAAGUGUUUCCAUAAAAUGUUAUUAAGGGAGUUAUUUCACAGUUUACACAUAUGCAAUUGCUAGGACAGAGACAUUACAGCCAACACUAAGAAGUUUGGUAGUUACUUUUGCAUUGCUAAGUAAUAUUUGGCAUUGACUGGGUGUCUUAGUAUUACACCAAAUAUAACAUAGUACAUGUACUAGCAGCUGAGAAAGAACCAUCUUUUUUCACUUUUCAAAUAAUUUAAGCAGGAAGUUAAAAAAGUUCCGUUUUUGCUUCUUGUAUUUUAAGUUCUGAUUUAUAAUUGUUUGCUGAUAUUUUCUGUCCUAUAUCAGGGAAAUACAUGCAAUAUUUUCAUAUG